Messenger RNA from Otolemur garnettii (small-eared galago), 678 nucleotides. RefSeq names its product proteoglycan 3, pro eosinophil major basic protein 2 (gene PRG3). The transcript is spliced from 5 exons. Gene Ontology annotation, biological process: immune response. The coding region runs from base 1 to 678 and encodes 225 amino acids. NCBI's taxonomy places the organism in Eukaryota, Metazoa, Chordata, Mammalia, Primates, Galagidae. The record is from RefSeq and is a predicted model, not a curated record.
AUGAAACAGGCCCUGCUCCUGCCCUUUAUCCUGCUGGGGACAGUUUUAGCUCUUCAUCUGGAAAAUGAUAUCCCCCACCUGGAGAUCCUAGAGACAGAGGUAGACCUGGGCCAGGAUCUGGAUGGUUCUGGGGACCAGGAUGGAGAGUUGGCUUUUACUGAUAAGCUGAUUAAGUCAGAGCAAGAAGAGGUCGAGGCUUCUGGCUAUCAAGAUGCCUUCAAGGAUGAGGUGGCCAUCGAGUCGUACUCAGCUGCCUUAAGAAAGGACUUGCAGUGCCCCAGAGAAGAGGACACAGUUCAAUUACAAGGAAGUCCUUGGUGCAAGGACUGCCACUACCGGUUGGUGAAGACCCUCAAGACAUUUAAAGAAGCCGAGAAUAUUUGCUAUCACUGUUACAAAGGCCACCUCGUCUCCAUCCACAAAUACCCUGAAAACCUUGAAAUUCAGCGUUUCGCUAGAAACCUCGAUCAGCCCCACAUCUGGAUCGGAGGCACGAUCAGGGGCUGGUGGCUGUGGAAGGGGUAUUGCUGGACUGAUGAGAGCCCCUGGAAUUUUGAAUACUGGGCUUCAGGGCAGCCUGAGAAUGGGAAUGGCCACUGUGUGACCCUAUGUACCAAAGACGGUCAUUGGGAACGAAUUUCAUGCGAGAGGACCCUGCCUUUCGUCUGCUCCGCCUAA